GUAAGAUUGCCUAGACAUCAUACGAUUUUGCGACAUGGUGGACUCUCAAUUUGGUCCGGUUUCUGAAGCGAGCCUCGGCCUCGAGCCGUGCUCGAAUUUCCAUAUCAACGAUUACAUCAGUGCUGGUUUACCUACGACUCACAACGAAAUUUUGCAGUUUCUACACAAACAAGAUGGACCUCGGGAUGAUUGGCGCCUUCUGGAGGACAGUCGCACAGUUGACGGCUUAUCUUUAUCUAUCGAAGAAUGCAUACGUUGGGGCAUCUCCCCUGAUUUUAUCAGAC
Messenger RNA from Amoebophrya sp. A25, 284 nucleotides. NCBI's taxonomy places the organism in Eukaryota, Dinophyceae, Syndiniales, Amoebophryaceae. The record is from the annotation of a GenBank genome assembly.